Messenger RNA from Cuscuta campestris, 2921 nucleotides. Lineage: Eukaryota; Viridiplantae; Streptophyta; Magnoliopsida; Solanales; Convolvulaceae. The record is from the annotation of a GenBank genome assembly.
AAGGAGAGUCAACACGGAACGGACGACUGUUGUAAAAGACCCUUUUCUGUUGGGGCUCUUACCAGAACAACGUCGCAACCAGUCUUCUCUCUUCUCUCAAUCUGUCGUCUCCGAUCAUGCCUCUUUCGCCGGCUUUAGUUUUUUAGCCGGUCUUCGUUUCGUUGCUCCCUUCCCCGUCGCUCGACUGUGUGAUGGAGAUUUCUUUAUUAAAAGUGCUUCUGAAUAAAAUCUCAAACUUCUUUGAGAUAUCAUCUCUGGAAAACAUAAAUUCUUCACUGGUACUUAAGUAUUACCGGAAGGCUGAAGACAUACUGAAGAUUUUAAAGCCAUUUGUCAAUGGCAUUGUUGAUUCUGAAAUAGCUUCUGAUGAACUAUUCCAUAAGGCGUUUGCUGGACUGUCCGAUUCAAUUGAUCAACUAACCGAACUAUUUGAGACAUGGGAACCAUUCAGCAGUAAAGUAUAUUUUAUUUUGCUAGCGCAAUCAUUAAUUGCAAAGGUUCAGAGUUGCAGCCUGGAAGUUCUUGAGCUACUUGUCUCUUCUGAUUGUCCACAUCCUACUGAAGCAAGCUUGACGUCUCUCGAGCAGUCUAUGCUGAAAAUCAAGUCUACGGAUUAUGAAUUGCUUCCAGUAUUAAUUAGGAAAGCCAUACAAGAUCAAGUGGAAGGGUCUAGAGCUAGCUCAGAUAGCAUGACAAAAGUUGCAGAUUGCCUGAGCUUAAAGUCAAACCAGGAGCUGCUAAUUGAGCUAGUUGCACUUGAGAAGCUUAAGGAGAAUGCGGAACAAACAGAAAAGAGUGAAGAAGUUGAAUAUAUUGAGCACAUGAUUGCUCUUGUUGCUAAUAUGCAUGAUUCCCUCGUAAUGAUGAAACAUUCUGAGAGCUGUACCUCUGUACCAAUACCCCCUGAUUUUUGUUGUCCUCUCUCCCUGGAGCUCAUGAGGGACCCCGUGAUUGUUUCAUCUGGACAAACUUAUGAGCGAGUGUUCAUUCGAAAUUGGAUUGAUCUUGGCCUCAAUGUCUGCCCUAAGACACGACAAACCCUGGCUCAUACAAAUCUUAUUCCAAACUACACUGUUAAGGCACUGAUUGCAAGUUGGUGUGAAUCAAACAACGUAAAACUCUCUGAUCCCGUGAAUACUUUUAGCUUGGAAUCUUGUGCACUCAGGGAUAAUAAUAUCUUUUCUCAUUCAAGGGCUAAUAAUUCUACUUCACCUGAUUCAACUCGCUCUUUCGGUUCCCCAAGGAAAAAUUCAAUCUCAUCCCUUGCAAUUCAAUUAGAGACAUCUCACCCACAUCUGCAUUCAUCUUCAGAAGGAGAAUCUUUAGCAGGAAGUGAAAGUAAUAGAUUGGAUGUUGAGCGGAUGUCUCUUGAGAGUUCUGAAGAUGGAAGGACUGCGAACUUGGGAAAAAGGAGUGUAGACCCUGUUAGCCACUUUUCCAUGCCACUCUCUAUGAGUUGUUUGUCGUCAGCUCAUGAAGAUAUCCACCACGGCCAUAACCGAACUACCUCUGCACCUAGCAUGUUGUCUGAUUCAAAUCCCACACAUGCAACCACUGAGGAUAGAAAUGAGACGUCUUCACUUGACUGUGCUGCUGAUACUCCAGUGGAGGUUGUUGCGUCAGAUUCUACACCCCCUUCUUAUACAAAGGCUGUUGGGACAAGGCUUUCCCCCCCAUCAUCAAUGUGGCGAAGGUCAUCUGAGACAUUUGUUCCGAGAAUAGUUUCUUCCCCUGCUGUUGGAUCGAGGGCCGAUAUUGCUGAAGUGGAGGAGCAAGUUAAAAAGUUGGUUGAAAACUUGAAGAGCACUUCCAUUGAAUUGCAGAGGGAAGCCUCCGCUGAACUCCGGUUACUUGCCAAACAUAAUAUGGACAAUCGCAUUGUCAUUGCGAGUUGUGGUGCUAUUAAUAUGUUGGUUGACUUACUGCAUUCAGCAGACCAACAAGUGCAGGAAAAUGCUGUUACUGCACUCCUUAAUCUAUCAAUUAAUGAUAACAACAAGUCUGCAAUUGCUAAUGCUAAUGCAAUUGAGCCUCUGAUUCAUGUGCUUGAGACGGGGAGUGCCGAGGCUAAAGAAAACUCUGCCGCCACUCUUUUUAGCCUUUCUGUAAUAGAGGACAACAAGAUAAAGAUUGGGAGUUCUGGAGCAAUACAACCCCUUGUCGAUUUAUUGGGCAGCGGAACCCCUAGGGGCAAGAAAGACGCAGCCACAGCUUUGUUUAACUUGUCAAUACAUCCCGAAAACAAGAUCCGUAUAGUGCAGGCGGGUGCGGUGAAGUAUCUCAUUGACCUGAUGGACCCCGCUGUCGGGAUGGUUGAUAAAGCCGUUGCUGUUCUGUCAAAUCUGUCUACCAUCCACGAGGGAAGAGUAGCUAUUGGACAAGAACAAGGGAUCCCCAUUCUGGUUGAGGUUGUUGAAUUGGGAUCUGCAAGGGGUAAGGAGAAUGCUGCUGCCGCUCUGCUGCAGCUAUGCACAAACAGCGGUAGGCACUGCAAUAUGGUUCUCCAAGAAGGUGCCGUGCCUCCGUUAGUGGCUUUGUCACAAUCUGGCACCCCCAGAGCAAGAGAAAAGGCUCAAGCACUUCUUAGCUACUUCAGAAGUCAACGCAACGCUGGCAGGAACUGAUUUGCUUUGGACAACACACUGUAUUUGAGGUAAGAGGUCAUUGUGUGUAUAGAUCUCGCGUUAGAAAUAAUUGAUCUAGAUCCAACUUCAUGUAUCUUAUUGUUUUAACUGUCAAAAUGAAAUGGAUUAUGACUCGAACACUAAAGCUUUCGCACACAAUGAUUAUAACAUGUAGGUUUUACCUUCUCUUCCAUAUUUGGUCUUUUGAAUAAUUGAUCUAGAUCCAACGCAACAUGUAUUAUUUCUACAUACCAAGGUUCACUCUUAUAUUUUGUUCAAUGAAGUGAUUUUUUUGAG